ACUGGCACACGGUGGACGGUGGGUUUGGCUCAGGGGGUUGUGUGCCUCCAGCAGUUUGGUCAUGCCACUGCCAAUUCAGCCCGCGUUUGGUGCGCUUAAGUGAAAGCGCUCUCCCGCCGUACCAGCGCCAAACCAAAGCCAAAACCGCUCUUUCACCUGAAUCACCAUCACAGAGCGCAUCCCACCCCCUUCCCAUUUACUGAAAUCGAUCGUACCGCGCGACGUAGUGAAUGUCCUUCAAGCAGGGUGCGAGUUGGUUGUGUGUGUGUGUUUUUUUUAAUUUUUUUAGCAAGUUGUAACAGUUGCGUUGUGCAGUGUGGGAGCAAUUGUGCUGGCGCUCCGUUGUGUGCUUGAGGAUUUAGUGUGCGGCCCGCUAGUCGGCAAACGGUAAACAGAGGAAACAUACACACACACACAGAGUGGUGGAAAGCUCGGGGAGCGAAGCGAAAAACCCGUUUUGUUUUUCCGCCGCCUCUUCUUCUGUGAUCUAUUCUUUACCCGCUACGAUCAACCCACCGCCGUCGGCCAUCAACGCAACGGCGAUUCAGCAGCACGCCGACGAGCAAGCGACGAACCCUCGUCAAAAGUGUGUGUUUUUUUUUUUAAAUUUAUUUAUUAGGGCAACAAGAAAGGGGCAGCCCCUGUGGGAAGAUUACAAAAUUGUGUCACGCGGGGCGGGGGUCUACUCCGAAAAAAACAAAACAAAAAACAGAAAAUCAAAACAAAGGCCAGGUGAACAGCAGCACCCCAUCAAAGAGAGAGAGAGAGCGAGAGAAGGGGAAAAUAGUCAACCACAAGGGUCUGUUUUUUUAUGUGUGCGUGUGUUUAGCUUGGUGGUGUCGUGUGCGAUCGUCGUGUACGUGAAUCAGUUAGUUGUGGUCCGUUAUUGCAGUUCGAUUUAUGGAUAGACGCAUCUGUGGCGGCCGUGCUCUGUGUGCCGUCGCUCCCUGAACUGCCUGCGCCUCGCAACGCCGCUAAAACAGAUGGCUCGGCUAGUGUGGGCCUUCCUGCUGCUGGUGGCGUGCACCUGCAGCAGCACGCACGCCAACGAACCGUCCGCCAAAUCCGCCAAAUCACUGCAUCAACCGCAGCAGCUGCUGUCCCGGCGUGACGCCUUCGAGCUGGCCCAGGAGCGGGAGCAGGUGCUCGCCGCCCAGCAGUCGAUCGCGUCCUGGCGCCAAACGCUGCACCAGCAUGGCCGCCCGGCGGUGGCCGAGCCCGGUACGGCCGACCCGCCCGACGAGUCGGAGCUGCAGCGCCCCGAGCAGCGGCGCCGCCGCCGCCGCAAGCGGGCCGACCCGAAGGAGGGCGGCCUGAGGAACGAAACGCUCGGUCCGGACGGGCCCACCGACCCGGACGACGGCGGGGACGAUCCGGACGCGUCCGUCGUCUGCUACGGGCCGCUCGGGUGCUUCCACGAGACGGAGCACCUGCCGGAGAUGCUGCCGUCCUCGCCGGCGGAGGUCAGCACGCGCUUCCUGGUGUACACCACCACCCACCGCAGCGAAAAGCCGCUGAUCGAGUUCACGUACGAGGAGCUGGUGGUGGCCGGGUUCGGUGCCGCCUACUGGGCGAACGGGACGAACGACACCGUGUCGAUCCCGGUCGCGACCGGCACGUCCUCCACGCUGCUGCAAACGUUCGGCGACCUGAGCAACCGGACGGUGCGCGUGAUCGUGCACGGGUUCGGCUCCAACUGUGGCCUGGUGUGGAUCUACGAGAUGCGCACCGCCCUGAUGGCAGUGGAAAACUGUACCGUGAUCUGCGUCGACUGGGAGAAUGGCGCGAAGCUGCCGAAUUACGUGCGCGCCGCCGCCAACACGCGGCUGGUCGGGCGGCAAUUAGCGCUGCUGUUGCGGCUGCUCCGCACGCACAACGGGCUGCGGUUGUCGCGCGUGCACCUGAUCGGCUUCAGCCUCGGGUCGCACGUGGCCGGCUUUGCGGGGGCCGAAUUCUCCACCCCCUCGGAGCAGGAGGAGCAGAUGGAGACGGGCGAGCAGGAGCAGGAGGAGAAGGAGAAGGAGAAGGAGGAGCACGACGGCGGGGAGCAGGAGGCGGAUGCCGAUGAGUUGCAGCGUACGGCGCGGGCGGGCAACCCGUCGGCGCACCCGGGCACGGAGCGGCCCGCCAGCCGGGCUGGGCUGUGGCGCAUUACCGGCCUGGAUCCGGCGGGGCCACUGUUCGAGGCGCAGCCGCCCGAGGUGCGGCUGGACGCGGGGGACGCCCGGUACGUGGACGUGAUACACUCGAACGGCGAGAACCUCAUACUCGGCGGGCUCGGCUCCUGGCAGCCGAUGGGCACGGUCGACUACUACCCGAACGGGGGGCGGGUGCAGCACGGCUGCACCAAUCUGUUCGUCGGCGCCGUCACGGACAUUAUCUGGGCACCGCCGACGACGGUCGAGGGUCGGUCGCUGUGCAAUCACCGGCGGGCGUACAAGUUCUUCAUCGACUCGGUCGCGCCGCGCUGCCACUUUCCCGCCUUCCCGUGCGAAAGCUACGACCAGUUUGCGGCGGGCGAGUGCUUCGACUGCGGCAACGGGACGGCCCGGUCCGCCUGCGGCCGCAUGGGCUAUUACGCGACCAGCCGGGACGUGGGCGGGUACGGCCAGCUGUACCUGCGCACGCGCGACGAGGAGCCGUACUGCGCGAACCAGUUCCGGCUGCGGCUGCGUAACGCGCCGGACGAGCUGCCGCUGCGCACGGUCGGCCGGUUCGAGCUGACGCUCGAGGGCGGCGACACCGGCAACGGGAUCGAGGACGGGCAGCCGAGCGGCGGUGGCGGUGGGGCCGCCGCCCCGCCCCUGCUCACCUUCAACGAGACGUUCCAUCUGGACGAGGCGCGGGAGGACCGCGAGUUCCAUGCCGGCCAGUGGCUGACGACGAUACUGGUGCCGCAUCCGGCGCUGGGCCACCGGCCGCGGGCCCUCACGAUCACGUACCGGCCGUACCGGGGCGGCUGGUGGCAGCGCUCGAGCGUCGGCAAGCAGCUGUGGCGCAUCGGCCCGAUCCUGCUGACCGCGGACGACCAGCGGACGUACGGGUCGUGCGCGACGCUCACGCUGCAGGCGGACGUGCCGGUGCGCAUCGAGCUGCAGUCGAUACUGCUGCACACGCUGGACGAGCCGGACGAGGACGGCAUCGAGUGCCGGGCGGCCGAAGAGCUGAACCACCCGGCGCACACCGCCCACACCGUCGUCGGGGCUAGCGGACCGGCAGCAGCAGCAGCAGCACCGCUACCGCCAGCACCACCCAAGCCACCGAAAAGCUCGAUCGAUGAGCUGACAGUCGGCUCGAAGCAUCCUGCCGGGCACGACCACUUCUCCUGGACGCCGGUCGCGAUCAGCAUACCGCGCCACUCGCCCCAGUCCGUGCACGUGAACGAAAAGCGCUCCUUCUCCGACGCCGUGCUGCCGGGCCAGCAGGAGCAGCAGGAUUCGACUGCCCCCGGCCAGCAGCCGCUGCUGCCACCGACCGCCCAAACCGUGCAGCUGUUUCCCUCCCGGCUGGUGUCGUUCUUCGAGCGGGCGGAGCGGUACGCCCGCCGCACCUGGGACGCCCUGUUCAGCGGCAACGGGACGGACGGGACGAACGGCCUCCUGCCCAAGCUGGCGGCACCGCCCGACGCCGCCACCGACGAAGCGACGGUUGCGACGAGCGUCCCCGAGCUGCUGCUGAUGUCGCCCGCCCGCCACUCGGAGGCCAGUGGCGCACCGCCCCCAGCCACCGGCAGCAGUCCGGCCCCAGGGACAAGCACGCCGCCGCCGCCGCCAACCGAACCGCCAACCACCAGCACCGAGAUACGGAUCGCACUGCCCACCUUCCGGCCGAUGGGGCGCACGCUGGCACCGGACGGGGCGGUCGGCAGCGGCCGCCAGCACUACACCCGCUUCAUACCGCUCGUGUACGAGGAGGGCAGGGAUGCGGUAGCCGCCAGUACGGCCGGCGCACGGAAGGCGGCCGCCCGAUCGCGGUAAAGCAUCAUGGGCGGCUGCGCAACCUUUUCUUUUACGAUGUGAUAGCAUUUUCCCUUUUGUAUCUUCACCGCCUCCCCACCCUCCCCCUGUAAACCAAACACAUACACAUACACACUGCCCACGCAUACAUUCAUCUACGGAAUAUGUUUGUUUGUUUGUUUUUUUUAUACAUGUAUACAACCUAUUUACACGUUAGGAUUACGAUAUUCGUUAGGGACGGGCGGAGAUGAGUCCGCGCUAGUGUGUAUGUGUGUUCGUGUGCGUGUGUGUGUGUGUGUGUGUGUGUGAGUGUGCGAGUGUGCGUCCCCGCUCGACGAUACCCCGCUACUGGCGGUUCCUAGUUGUUAUGUAUAUUAUGCUUCUAUUUUUUUUGUCCUGUGUAACUGCAACGAACGUGCAUAUGAAGCGAAAUAAAGAAUUUCAUAUAUCCGGAGUAUA
Messenger RNA from Anopheles arabiensis, 4415 nucleotides. RefSeq lists its product as uncharacterized. The coding region runs from base 984 to 3977 and encodes 997 amino acids. The transcript has 4 exons. Gene Ontology annotation, biological process: lipid metabolic process. The record is from RefSeq and is a predicted model, not a curated record. Gene Ontology annotation, molecular function: lipase activity. NCBI's taxonomy places the organism in Eukaryota, Metazoa, Arthropoda, Insecta, Diptera, Culicidae.